AUGACUAGGCGUAAAAGAAAACGUAUCCACAAGCCUGACAUGGGAAUGCAUGAGAGUCUGGGAUAUGUCCACCGUAAAAACACCCAGGACGUUUGUUUUGAUGGACACGAGAGACCCAAUGUUAUGAAAUAUUGCCAUCCAUGGACAACAAGACUGAUGGUAUGUAAGCAGCAUAUGUCAGAUUUUACCGAUGAGAAUGAAAAGAUCGAGGUGUUUUUUACUCCUACGAUGGAAAAAGUCUUCCAUCUUUCUCAGGAAUAUACCUCAGUCAGACUCAGCAUGAAUGUCUUUCAAGUAGAUUUUGAGCUGUUCCUGAUAUGCACCAAGCUGUGCCGAAAGAUAAACAGAACACCACAACUUUGGCAAGACCUCAAAUUAACUAACCUGUUUGAAACUCUUGACGGAGCGAUGAAUUGUGUUCGGAUGUGGACUUGGAACCAAAACCGUCAGUCCUGA
Molecule: messenger RNA, 456 nt
Organism: Phycomyces blakesleeanus NRRL 1555(-)
Lineage: Eukaryota; Fungi; Mucoromycota; Mucoromycetes; Mucorales; Phycomycetaceae
Exons: 3
Coding region: 1-456 (151 amino acids)
Source: RefSeq, a predicted model, not a curated record